Messenger RNA from Gracilinanus agilis (Agile Gracile Mouse Opossum), 246 nucleotides. Its product is annotated as 60S acidic ribosomal protein P1-like. Gene Ontology annotation, biological process: cytoplasmic translation. Gene Ontology annotation, cellular component: cytosolic large ribosomal subunit. The transcript is spliced from 2 exons. The record is from RefSeq and is a predicted model, not a curated record. NCBI's taxonomy places the organism in Eukaryota, Metazoa, Chordata, Mammalia, Didelphimorphia, Didelphidae. Gene Ontology annotation, molecular function: protein kinase activator activity; structural constituent of ribosome; ribonucleoprotein complex binding. Bases 1 to 246 code for a protein of 81 amino acids.
AUGGCCAUCUCUGAGCUUGCUUGCAUCUAUUCUGCUCUCAUCCUUCACGACGAUGAGGUUACAGUCACGGCCUUAAACAAUGUAAACAUUGGAAGUCUCAUCUGCAAUGUAGGAGUUGGUGGACCUGCCCCAGCAGCUGGUGGUGCUGCCCCUGCUGGAGGUGCUGCUCCUGCUGGCACAGCUGCCCCUGCUGAGGAGAAGAAGAAAGAGGAAGCAAAAAAAAAAGAAGAAGAAGAAGAAUCCUAG